Messenger RNA from Microsporum canis CBS 113480, 1098 nucleotides. RefSeq lists its product as hypothetical. The coding region runs from base 1 to 1098 and encodes 365 amino acids. The transcript is spliced from 5 exons. NCBI's taxonomy places the organism in Eukaryota, Fungi, Ascomycota, Eurotiomycetes, Onygenales, Arthrodermataceae. The record is from RefSeq and is a predicted model, not a curated record.
AUGUCCGGUCCGGGCAUCCAGCUAUUCACAGGAGGAGAUCGAUUUACCACUAUUACACCAGAUGACCAUGGCGGGAUUCUUUGGGUUGCUUCCAUUAUUUGUGCCAUCUACGUCUUCCUCAGCAUGGGGCUGCGCGCCUGCUUUUGUUUUCAGUUCAUUGCUGAAGCACAAUAUAUUGCUAUUUUCUUUGGUUUGUCUGACGGAUUGGGGAAAUAUGAUGGCAAUUUUGGCAAAGCUCAUAUUCGGAGAAUCGGGCGGUCCCUACUCCUCAGCGAGGUCUUCUUUCUUUUAGGGCUGCUACUCGCAAAGGUUUCGCUUAUCUUGUUGAUACGCCGCCUGUUCAGCCCUGAUAUGAGGACGCAUAUUUUGACAUGCGAUGCAACCUUGGUCUUAAGCAUACUAUGGGGCGUUGGGUCCAUGCUAGGCGCAUUGAUCAACUGUUCUCCCGCUGGGUUGAUGGCCUUCGCCAACGGCACUUGCAGUGAUAUUGUCCUACGGUGGCAGGUCAUUGGCACCCUUGACGCAUUUACCGAAUUGAUCAUCUUUGGAGUGGCCAUAUCAGUCGUCUGGGGAAUUCAAAUGACUCCCUCACGAAAAGCCCGUGUGUUGAUGGCCUUUAUACCCAGGCUUCCGAUCAUUAUUUUUACCAUCCUCCAUAUCGAACGCACGAUGGGAUUUACCAAAAAACCCAAACCUAGCGUCAGCAUCGUAGCGCCCCUAGUCUAUCAGCAAAUCGAGCUGUGCUACUCUCUUGUAUCCUGCACCAUCCCUAAUCUCGGCGGAUACCUACUCAAAUUCAACACUGGCAUGGGCAUCACACUCGGAUACGUAUCGGAGCCAUACGGCUCAUCCAGAGAAGCUGGAGGCUCUGGUAGUGUACAACUAUCGUCCCUGAAAAGCAUUCAGAAAGACAACAAGCCGCCGGCCUCAGACCCCAGCAAACCAAGUAACUACUGCUUCCUUCGACCCGAGCAGUAUGAAUACCGAGCCUACGUCCGAAGCGCUGUUAACAGCCUAGAGAUGAACUCCGGCGACGGUGAGGUUGACGACCGAUCACUCAGUUCUCGGGGUGGCCAGUCCGUGCCAUCUGCACAAUAG